AUGGGCGUGCCAAGAACUGCAGUAGUUUCAAAGAAAGAGCUAAAUAAUAUUCCAAAAGGAAGACUGCGAGACCAGAUGAUUGUGAAGAGGUCUGGAAUGAACACCUCUGGGUUCUUUUUGCCUUUGAUAAAGGACUUCGGGAUGGUUAACUGGCUAGGAAGGAACAAAUUACUUGAGAAAGUAAUUGACUGGAAAGAAAAACAAGAUUUAUACAGCACUUCUUUUGAAAGGUUUGAUUCAGCUUUUGAAUUAAGAACAAUUAUGACUAAUAUUGAAGGUUGUCAAAUGUCACAAAAUAUGAUAAUUGAGAUUCUCUCAAUAUUACCUGUAAAAUCCUUAGUACGGUUUAGGUGUGUGUGCAAAUAUUGGAACAGUUUCAUCAGAAGCUCCAGUUUCAUUCACAAGCACCACUACCAUUGCCACAACAGUGCUCAACUCGUUGUUCAUCAUUACAAUCAAAUCACUGAAAAGAUUGUUUUUGGUCUAUUUCCUGACAAAAAGCUUGCUAGUGUGCCCCUUGAAUAUCACAAUCUGGAUUAUAUUCAGAUGCCUACUUAUCUAGAAGCUAUGAUAGGACCCUUUAAUGGCAUCCUAUGUUUUUAUGAUGGUAUUGAUAAGGAUCAUGUUGCAAUGUGGAACCUUUCUACAAGAGAAACCAGGUCCGUCCCUGUACCGCACCCCGACCUUCCACCAUUUUUUUGGCCCUUUAUUCAUCACUUUGGAAUUGGGUUGGAUCUUGUAACUAAUGAUUUGAAGAUUGUUUGGAUGCGGUACUACUGGGAUGAUAAAACAGAUAACCCAUAUAAUUAUAGAGUUAUUGCUGUUUAUACCUUAAGGACUGAUUCAUGGCGGCUUUUUGAAGUUGACUUUACAGGAAAGGGUGCCAUACAAGAUUCUCUAUAUAACACAUACAAUAAUGGAUCUUAUUAUUGGUUGACUAUUCAAAAUGAUGACGACUAUUAUAUGAUUCUUUCGUUUGACAUGGCCAAUGAGACUUUCCGAGACCUACCUGCGCCUCCAGAUAUCCCUGGACCACAUUGGGGCGAUCUCGCCAUGUACAACGAUUCUAUCGCUAUGUUGCUCUUUGAUUACCAUCAAGUUGAAAAAUAUUUUAACAUAUGGGUGAUGGAGGAGGAUGGGGUUUGGAGCAAACCACUAAUUAUUGGACCCCUCUUAGAAAUUGAGAGGCCACUAGGGAUUUGGAAAAACGGUGACGUAUUUUUUGAAAAUAGCACUUCACAGUUACUCUUGUACAACUAUAAUGUCAAACAAUUUAAGGACAUUGGAGUUCGUGGACCUGACUUUUGCCUUAAGAUUUUUAUGUUCAAAGAGAGCCUAGUACCGAUCAAGGGAGUAAAUGAAUGCCUGAAGGUGGAUCGUUCUGCCUGUCAUUAUUAUCAAAUAGCUUGA
Molecule: messenger RNA, 1410 nt
Organism: Cornus florida
Lineage: Eukaryota; Viridiplantae; Streptophyta; Magnoliopsida; Cornales; Cornaceae
Product: F-box/kelch-repeat protein At3g06240-like
Exons: 2
Coding region: 1-1410 (469 amino acids)
Molecular function (GO): protein binding
Source: RefSeq, a predicted model, not a curated record